CUGAGGACAGAUUAUUAAAGCACUGGGUAAACCCUUUAAAGGAUGCAGUGAGACAUCUCCCUUCCCGAGAGAGAGAUUUGGGAAAUGCAUAUUAUCCCUGAGAAAGCCAUUGUGGAGAGAUUGGCCAUGGAUGUAACGAAGGAGAAAAAAUACUUUGUACAGGAGAAAGCUCCAAUAGAUAUGACGUCUGUGGCCAAAACUUCAAACAGAAGUCAGGAUUAACUGAACAUCAGAAAAUCUGUAGUAUAAAUAAUACCUAUGAAUGUAAGGAAUGUGGAAAAACCUUAAGCAGGAGCUCAAACCUAAUCAUACAUCAGAUAAUUUAUACAGGAAAUAAACCAUGUGUGUGUAAUGAAUGUGGGAAAGACUCUCAUCAAAGUUCAAAUCUUAUUAUACAUCAGAGAAUUCAUAAAGGAAAGAAAACUUAUAUAUGUCAUGAAUGUGGAAAAGACCUCAAUCAGAGCUCUAAUCUGGUCAGACAUAAGCAAAUUUACAGUGGUGAGAAUCCCUAUGAGUGUAGAGUGAAGAGUGUAAAGGGAAGGGUUUUAAGGGAAGCUCAAACCUCAUCGUAUACCAGAGAAUCCACAGUGGGGGGAAGCCAUAUUUAUGCAAUAAAUGUGGGAAGGCCUUCAGUCAAAGCUCAGAUUUUACUAUACAUCACAGAAUUCACACUGGAGAGAAACCCUAUGAAUGUUAUGAUUGUGGACAGAUGUUCCAUCAAAGUUCACACCUUGUCACACAUCAGAGAAUUCACACUGGAGAGAAACCCUUCAAGUGUAAUGAAUGUGAAAAGGCCUUUAGGCAGCGUUCUUGUCUUACUGAACACCAGAGACUCCACAGUGGAGAGAAACCCUAUGAAUGUCACAAAUGUGGGAAGACCUUCAGUGGGCGCACAGCCAUUCUCAAACAUCAGAGACUACACACUGGAGGGAAACUUAAAGAAUGUGAAAAAACCUUCAGCAAGGAUGAGGAGCUUAGGGAAGAGCUGAAAAUUCACCAGGAAGAGAAAGCUUAUUGGUGUAAUCAGUGUGGUAGGCAUUUCCAGGGCAGCUCAGACCUCAACAGACAUCAGGUAACUCAUACAGGAGAGAAACCAUAUGAAUGUAAAGAAUGUGGGAAAACUUUCAUUCAGAGCUCAGACCUUACGAGACAUCAUAGAAUUCACAGUGGAGAAAAACCUUGUGUAUGUACCAAAUGUGGGAAAUCUUUUAGGGGCAGCUCAGAUCUUAUUAGACACCAUCGUGUUCAUACUGGAGAGAAACCCUAUGAAUGUAGUGAAUGUGAGAAAGCCUUUAGCCAGAGGUCACAUCUUGUUACACACCAGAAAAUCCAUACUGGAGAGAAGCCCUAUCAGUGCACUGAAUGUGGCAAAGCCGUCGGGCACUGUUCCCUCCUUAUUCAACAUCAGAGAAUUCAUAGUGGUGAGAAGCCCUAUGAAUGUAAGGAAUGUGGGAAACUCUUCAUUUGGUGUACAGCUUUCCUCAAACAUCAGAGACUGCAUGCUAGAGAGAAACUUGAAUGUGAGAAAAUCUCUAGCCAAGAUGAGGAGCUUAGGGAAGAGCAGAGAAUUCACCAGGAAGAGAAAGCUUAUUGGUGUAAUCAGUGUGGUAGGAAUUUCCAGGGCAGCUCAGACCUCAUCAGACAUCAGGUAACUAAUACAGGAGAGAAACCAUAUGAAUGUAAAGAAUGUGGGAAAACUUUCAAUUAGAGCUCAGACCUUAUGAGACAUCAUAGAAUUCACAGUGGAGAAAAACCUUAUGAAUGCAACAAAUGUGGGAAAUCUUUUAGGGGCAGCUCAGAUCUUAUUAGACACCAUCGUGUUCAUACUGGAGAGAAACCCUAUGAAUGUAGUGAAUGUGGGAAAGCCUUCAGCCAGAGGUCACACCUUGCUACACACAAGAAAAUCCAUACUGGAGAGAAGCCUUAUCAGUGCAAUAAAUGUGGGAAAGCCUUCAGGCGGCAUUCCCUCCUUAUUCAACAUCAGAGAAUUCAUAGUGGUGAGAAGCCCUAUGAAUGUAAGGAAUGUGAGAAACUCUUCAUGUGGCGUACAGGUUUCCUCAAACAUCAGAGACUGCAUGCUAGAGAGAAACUUGAAGAAUGUGGGAAAACUUUCAGCAAGGAUGAGGAGCUUAGGGAAAAGCAGAGAAUUCACCAGGAAGAGAAAGCUUAUUGGUGUAAUCAGUGUGGUAGGACCUUCCAGGACAGCUCAAACCUAAUCAGUAUCAGGUAACUCAUGCAAGAGAGAAACAAUAUGAAUGUAAAGAAUGUGGGAAAACUUUCAAUCAGAGCUCAGACCUUGUAAGACAUCAUAGAAUUCAUAGUGGAGAAAAACCUUAUGUAUGCAACAAAUGUGGGAAAUCUUUUAGGGGCAGCUCAGAUCUUAUUAGACACCAUCGUGUUCAUAUUGGAGAGAAACCCUAUGAAUGCCCUGAAUGUGAGAAGGCCUUCAGUCAGAAUUCACACCUUGUUAGUCAUCAAAGAAUUCAUACCAGAGAGAAACCCUUUGAAUGUAGCAACUGUGGUAAGGCCUUCAGUGGGUAGAUAGGUUUUCUUAAACACCAGAAACUUCACAUUGGAAAGGAAUUUGAGGACCCUAAGAAUCUACAAACAGGACGUAUUCUAAUAGGUAGCAGCAACCUAAUGAUGUAGUAAAACUAGGAAAAGCCUGAUGGAGACUACAUCUUAUUGCAUUACAAAUGAGUUUUAUUGUUAGAAAAUUCAUGUGAAGGUGGGAAAGUAGAGAAAAGUCCUACUGGAUGAAAAACAUGUAAGUAGAAUCAAGUGGAAAAGCUAAAAGCUCUUGGACAUAGUCGCCUUUUUUUUCUGUCUCAGAGUUGACACUAGAAUAUGGUCCCAAGGAUGUAACUUUUUAAAUUAUUUAUUUAUUUGUUUAAAUGCAAAGAGGCAAGGUCUCACUCUGUUGCCCAGGCUGGUCUCAAACUGCUGGGCUCAAGCAGUCCUUCCUCCUCAGCCUCCCAAAGUGUUGAGAUUAUAGGCAUGAGCCACUGCACCACCCCAAGGGUAUAAUUACUUGAGAAUGUUUUAGGGGAUGUCUAUCAUUGUUAAAAGCAUUGUAAAUCACUUUGGCAACAACCACAAAACUAAAUUUUUCAUGGAAAGAGCCAUUUCAAUCGUGUCUUCCUAGUCCAGUGACAAGUUUAAAUUUGGGGAAAAAAAAAAAAAAACAACCCUGUGUUUUGGUCAAAGCAUUGGUUUAUUCAGAGGAAAAAAGAAAAGAAA
Sapajus apella (tufted capuchin) is the source of this 3240-nucleotide messenger RNA. Its product is annotated as zinc finger protein 594-like. Lineage: Eukaryota; Metazoa; Chordata; Mammalia; Primates; Cebidae. The coding region runs from base 710 to 1708 and encodes 332 amino acids. The record is from RefSeq and is a predicted model, not a curated record. The transcript has a single exon.